Monomorium pharaonis (pharaoh ant) is the source of this 14345-nucleotide messenger RNA. RefSeq names its product junctophilin-1. Gene Ontology annotation, cellular component: plasma membrane; junctional membrane complex; endoplasmic reticulum membrane. Lineage: Eukaryota; Metazoa; Arthropoda; Insecta; Hymenoptera; Formicidae. The record is from RefSeq and is a predicted model, not a curated record. Bases 5528 to 8281 code for a protein of 917 amino acids. The transcript has 9 exons.
CACUGCGAGACUGAUAGUCGUAAUCAUGCCACCCUGACCUCACGCACAUUCCCGUGAGCACGGUGCGUGCGUCGACGUCGCAGGGGAAGAUCUUUCGCGUAUCCGCGGCGAGUUGAAGGUGGGCAACAACGACAAAAACAACGACGACAACGACAACGACGACGACGACGACGACGACGACGAAGACGACGACGACGACGACGACAGUGACGACGGUGACGACGGUGACGAUGGUGAGAACGGCAUCUCCGACGCGAGUACGCGCGCGAGCUCGAGGCGGGGGAAGGUCGAUGUCGCAAGGGGAGGACCGGCCGGUCGCAGACGACUCGUCGUCCGUUCUGGUACCAGCGUUCUGGUGCCAGCUCACCUCUCCCUCGGCGAACGAGACGUCGUCGGGAAGGAAAAACGGGACGGAGAAACGCGCGCGCGGAUGAUCGCCGUGAGAUCGACCCCGCGUUCGCGCACGUGUCGAUAAAAAUUUCGUUCCCCGAGAAAGGGAAGAGAUACAGAGAGCGAAAGAGAGAACGUGCGUCACCGCUACAAUUCGGAGCGGUGAAACACCGCGCGCGUCAACUGCAUCACGCGGAAGAAUUAACGUGCGUGAACGCGCGUCGGUCGAGGGUGGCGAUCGACCCUGGCCGCGUUCGAUGAUCGAGGAGGUGGUGUGCGCCGUCCAUCUCGCGGAUCCCGUCCCGUCGUUUCGGUGCGAAUAACGCGCGCACGUAAUUACAUUAUUGCACCCCGUCGCCCGCGCUUACGUUACAUGUGCGUGUGUGUGGAAGCCGUUGUCCUCGUGACACAUAUUAGAAAUAGGGACGCCCCGCACUCACGCGUGUGCGCCGCACGAAGGCACUUGACGACGCCGAGGUACCGGCGCACGCGACGCCCGAAAGCGCCGCGCGUAUCACCCUCCCUCUACCCCGGAACGAUCCGGUGGCGGCGGUCCGGCAGUACUCGCGUGCUGCUCAGGGAGACGUGGAUAUCACACGGGGGACGUGCACGUGCACAUCCCCGGCGAACGGGUCCUGAACGGGAAAGGAGAGAAGGACGAGGGCGCGAGGCGACGCCGCCGUGCCGCCGGCGCUGUGCGUCGCACGUGUUACUCCUGACCAAGCCGGAUCGAUUGCCCGGAAGUGUGCUCGAGCUCGACCACUGGCUGAUGGUGCGAUCGUCAUAUGCGUCUUACUCGCCGCGUCCUGCUCUCCGCGGAUUUUUUCCGCAAGAGUGACCUGGAGGAAUCGAGCUCCGCGCGAAUCGGUUUUACUCGCGCGAGAGUUCCUUGUAUUUGUACUUUCUUCUUCUUCUUCUUCUUCUUCGCUCUCUUUCCGGUUCAGAGUGCUGGUGACGAAAAUGAAUGUUGCACGUAUCAUGGAUGUACGUACUACUGUGGUAUCAACUACUGUGAGGACGAAUUGAUUGUUGUCAAAUCGGUGAACAAGUGUUCGACGACAUUCGGUCCAGGUUCGGGAUUCAGUUUGUCCCGUUGGAAAACGUACGAUUUGGAUCUCGAUUAUCUUCGACGUGCCGAGAUCUCGAGCGAGGUAGCUGUCGAUAUACGGUCCUCUUUUAGGGAGAGCUUAGUGCUGAAUUAAUUUUUUUCUUUUUUUUUUUUUCAAUCAAGCGGAUCCCUUUUGCGUCUCUCUCCUCGAAAAUUCGAGCGAAUCGCGUAUCAAAAUUCCGUCUAAACGGAAAAGAGUGAGCGUAAAGCGAAAGGAGGAGGAGUACGUUAAACUUUUAAUUGGGGAUCCGAUUUCUCGCUCGUCGAGCGGGGCGAGCUAAUCGAAUCUGGAGCGUGCUCCCGUUUCAAACGGGCUCGCUCUAUUUCGACGGGAUUCCUCGACGCGGAAGUCUACGACGUCUUAAUAGAUACAUUCGCGAGGUGAGGAGAUCUCUUUGGACCGGUCUCUUCAAAACGGCGCGUAUGCAUUAAGAGUAAAGAAGGGGGAGGGGGGGUCGUCAAACGCACAUGAUUGUCCCCGAUUUGGAGAGAGAAAGAUUCGCAAGCGUCGCGUUGCCAACGGUCACGUUGAAUAUCUCGCGUGCCUCUACCAACCUCUCUUUAUUGUGUUCGUCUAUCGGCGACUCGGCCUCGCCGCCAUGUGCCGCCGCGUAAUAAACAGAUAGGUGAGUUGUACUACUCGCCGACGUUCUCGCUGGCACAGCUCUCGUCGCCUUUUCGGGUAAGAGAUCCGCGCGAAGUGCAACGGGUAUCGUCGGAUCGCAACGUGGACCGCUUCCUUCGGGAGCACGCACUUUUCGUAAUUCUCUGUUUAAAAAAAAAGGAAUCGGAGGAAAGAGAGAGAAAGAGAUUGGUGGGGGGAGAAAAAGGGGGGAGGAAUUCUCUCUUUCCUCGCAACCAACGAGCGGAGCACGGCCGUCAUUUUUCGUUACCAUCAUUAUUAAUAGCGGACACAUCGAUUAAUUGAUUUAUGUUAUAAAAAAGAAUGGCACGCGUCGAUAAAUAAUGGCACGUCCCCCGCCGCCGUCGCGUCGGCCGUUCGUUCGUUCGUUCGUUUGCCGUCAAUAGAGCAUAGGAAUCCCCCUCCCGUUCAGGUAACGUCAAACACGUAUGGAUCAUCGACUCUGACUCGCCAACGGCUUUCAGCGUGUGUACCCUCUUCCCAUCGGUGCCACCGCUCUCACCUCCCCCGCGGGUUGCUACCACCACGCGCCACCGGCGGACACACAGCCUACCACCCCCGGGUUCUUAUCUCUCACGGGGGCUCUCGCGAGGGAGUAACUGACCGAUAUCGCGCCGCUCCAUUAAAAAUGCAGUCCUACAGAGACCGCAGUCUAUAGACACAUAUUCGCGCGGCCGCGUUGCGCAGCGUCGUCGGUCGUACCCCUCUUUCUUUGUUUUCCCUGUUUUUUUCGCUCCCUCUCCCCCGGUUUUGCCUUCCCCCUUCCGUUUUCCUAAAUCGCAUUGCGGGCAUCUUCCCUCCGAACCGCGGUCUUUCCCUCGCUGCCACGCUACCUCGUUUUUGUUCUAUCAAUCUUGACACACUCGCUCGCGCAAGUCUCACACGUCGCUACGUUCCCACGGAGACGAGAGAUUAUUCCGAUAUUCCGAUACCCCGAUCGGACCUGCCCUCGCUCGUUCAAGGAAAGAAAAAAAAACAACACGUUUUCCAAGGGGACACACACGGGUGACCGUGGAUGACCAUUUCUCGAGCGAGACCUUGAAAUCGCGUCUCAUUCCCUCGGGAGGCUGGGACGCCGCGCGCCGGCCGGCGAUUCGGUCGGGGCCGCUCUCGCCGUCGCGAAUCCUCGCGGUGAUGUUCCGCGCGGAGCGGUGGUGGCGGUGCGAGAACUCCAACUAUUUAUAAAUGAGUCCGAACCCGGUUGGCGAACGGCUCGACGAAGUCGGGAGCGACGGAGCUGCCGCCGCUCGUGCGCUCGGGCCGCCUCGCGUCGGGGAACAAUUCGCUACCCCAUUGGUAAAAAUAGAAGCUCCUAGCCAGCUAGCCGAACUCGAGGCUAGAGCUUGGAGGAGGCCACCGCUCUAGAGCCGCGCUAGAGCGGACGGACCGGCGCAACCGCUGUGUGCUGCCCGCGCGGAUGCUGACGAUGAUGCCGAUGUCGGUGCCGACGUUGCUGCUGCCCCGAUGUCGCGCAACGCCGUGUUAGAACCACACCGUCCGUCGCCGUCGACGUGAAGGAAGCGCGCUCGGUCGCUCGCGCGCGCGCGCGCGCGGGUGUGCGCGCGUGUGUAUGCGUGUGUAUAUGUGUACGUGUGUGCAUAUGUACGUGCGUAUUGCUGAGAGAGAGAGAGAGAGAAAGAGAGAGAGAGUGAGUUCGGAUCUGCGUUUUCCUCCUCGUCUCACUUCUACCUAGCGACACCCGUCUCGAGAUAGACUCAGUGUCCGCCGAGGCUUCACACCGCGGUCUAGGCCCCGGUCCCCGUGGGUUCUUGGUUAUCGAUCAUACCGCCGUAGAUAGAUCUCGCGGGUGACUCAGAGAGCACCCGAUCGCACACACACGUAGGUCUCCGUUUCCCGAAGAAAGCGUCAGAUUGGAAGAGAGGAGCUUUCGUGCGGUGAAGCCGUCGAGAAACGGAGAGAUCGGGCGAAAGAGAAGAGGUGGACGAAGAUAGGGAGGAAGAGCGAGUAAGAGAGUGGGAGAGUGAGCGCGCGCGCGCGCGAGAGAGAGAGACAGAAAGAGAGCGAGAGAGAGAGAGAGAGAGAGAGAGAGAGAGAGAGAGAGAGAGAGAGAGAGAGAGAGAGGCACAUUCCGAGCGGAUCACGGAUGCUUAUAGAAGCGUUGCGUAACGGCGUCAGGCGGACAGCGAAACCGCGACUCCGUUGGGCUCGUUGUCUAGUUUCGACAAUUUCGACGGGGAACCCGGUACGUCGCGCGGUACGUUCUCCGGCGGGAUUCUCGCGAAUCCUAAAACGGUGAUUCUAAUGGUGAUUCCCGUAACGCCAGGAGUUCCCAAGUGCCGUCGAGUGUAUGCUGCCGAAUGCGCGUCACGAUUUUUCCACGAUUACGUCUCCGAUCGUAUCCCGGCCGAUCCACGGGCGGCGACACGUGCGUGUACAUGUGUAUGCGAGUGAGCGAGAGGUAGACUGAUAGAUCCUCCCCUCCCCAAUGAUAGUAGUAUGGCGUGAUAAUGCAUCGAGAUAUCUCGACUCAUAGGCUACUACCGCUAGGUGAUUUGAGGAGUUUGGGAAUUGAGAAUGAGGACGAGAGAGGGAGAGAGAGUGAGAAAGAGAGAGAGGAAGGAUACAGAGUGCUUGAGAGGGUGAUCUCGUACCCGGCGUAUUCGUGAAAUCAAGGCCGCGGCUCCCCUCGAUCACCCAGUACUGGAAAAGAGUGAGAAAGAGAAAGAGAGAAAGAGAGAGAGAGAGAGAGGGCCGUGUAACGUUUCGCGCUUGAGAUCGAGAGACGUAGAUCUGCGCUCGUCACGUUCGCGCGCUCUCGCACGUUCGGUUCUUCGAAGUUGUACUAAAAUUAAAUCCGGGGCCCCGGCGGGCGCGAGACCCGCUGAUUCUUUUCUCACGUCCGGCUUCUCUCUCGCGCGCGCGGAGGACCGUGUCGCGACGAUGACAGGCGCUCCUUGACUUGGUUCGCGAGAGCGCGGAUCCGCGGGAGUGGAGUGCGGGGGUGCAACUCAAAUCUUUUUCCUCGAGGACAACAGCUCCGCCGCCGUGUACCGCUCGUGUCCCGCCACGUCUCGCAACGACGUCGCCGACAGACGCGCGAUCGUUACGGCGGAUCAACGCUCGAUUCUACGGUGCUAUUGUAGAGACCCGGUGGAGGCGGACGUGAGAAGACGGCGGCGAGGACGGCGAAGAAGACUGCAACGACGUCGGAGGAGAAGGUGGCGGAGAAUGGGGCGACGUACGGGGUUGGGCGCGUGCAGACUUUGCUGACGAGCGAGCACGAUCACGACGACGAUAACGAUCACGACCAAGACGAAGACGAGGGAGACGAAGAGUAGUAGUGGUAGAAGAGGAGGACGGAGGGAGGAAACGGGGGAAACGUGCGAAAACGAACGACAGUGCCUGCGGUGACUGCAUUAAGAGAGAUGCAGCAACAACCGCACUCCGGCCAGCAACCGUCCGGGGCGCCAAACGGGUUGGCGGGGGGCGCCCAAUUGCCACAAACAGGUGGCAUGAGUCCGGCGCAACCUGGCGCCACCGGCACCGCCGCGAAUCGCGCGCAAGUUAACGGUGGUAGAUUCGACUUCGACGAUGGUGGGACCUACUGCGGCGGCUGGGAGGACGGAAAGGCCCACGGCCACGGUGUAUGCACCGGGCCCAAAGGUCAGGGCGCUUACUCCGGCAGCUGGCACUUCGGCUUCGAGGUAUCUGGCGUCUACACCUGGCCCAGCGGGUCAGCUUACGAGGGACAAUGGCAGAACGGCAAGAGGCAUGGUCUGGGCAUGGAGACCCGUGGCCGCUGGCUGUAUCGGGGAGAAUGGACCCAGGGGUUCAAGGGUCGCUACGGGGUUCGGCAGUCCACCACCUCCACGGCGAGAUACGAGGGCACGUGGUCCAGCGGCCUGCAGGACGGUUACGGCUCCGAGACUUACGCCGACAGCGGUACUUAUCAAGGCCAAUGGCUCCGCGGGAUGCGGCACGGUUAUGGGGUGAGAGCGAGCGCGCCGUUCGGUUUGGCCAGCCACUACAAACCUCCGAAGCAAGUGAGGGCAUCCUUGACGUCGUUAAGGAGCGCCGACGGCGGACCGGCGGUCGCCCCGACGCCGGAGCCUACCGACAGGAGGGACCGACGAGUGGACGACAGCCGGGGGGGAUUCGUCCUAAAAGCCAGGAGCGACGAUCCGCCCGCCCGGAGAAAGAGCCUCACCGAAAAGUCCCUGAAGAAGGGUAUUCUUUCGGGUCUCAAAAUACGAAAGCAGAGGAGUACGGGAGACUUGGAGAAGCGCGGUACUGGCGGUAGUAUCAGAAGUAACGCCAGCUCGGCGUCGUGGAUGUCGACCGAGAGCUCGCAGAGUCAGGCUUCGGCGUCGGUUCACACGGACAGCAAUGCGUCUUUUGUCAUCGAGGACGAGCAGAUGGACGCGUCGGUGACCGAGACGUACCUGGGGGAGUGGAAGAAUGACAAGAGGACCGGCUUCGGCAUAUCCGAGAGGAGCGACGGGCUGCGAUACGAGGGCGAGUGGUUCAACAAUCGCAAAUACGGUUACGGCGUCACCACGUUCCGCGACGGCAGCAAGGAGGAAGGAAAGUACAAGAACAACGUGCUAAUCACCAGCCAGAAGAAGAAGCACCUCUUCCUAAUCAGGUCCGCCAAGUUUCGCGAAAGGAUAGAGGCGGCGGUGAACGCAGCUCAGCGGGCGAGCAAGAUCGCCCUGCAAAAGGCCGACAUUGCCAUCUCCAGGACGGCGACGGCGCGCGGUAAGGCGGAAUUAGCUGAUAUCGCCGCCGAACACGCCAGGGAAGACUCCGAGCUGGCGCAGCAAACGGCGAGGCAAUUCGCACCGGACUUCCGGCAGCCGGGCCUAGAGAGGCUGCGGAACAGGGAGAUACCGAAGUACGUACCGCCGCCGCAGGACUCCAUGCCGGGCAAGAGCAUCCUGCACAAGGCGGCCAGCGUGGAUCACCCCAGUAGCGGUGCCACGCCGAUCAAGAACGCCUCGUUGGCCGUCGACUCCACUACGACGGCGACAACGACGACGACGACGAACCCGCCGGCAUCCGCGACAAAUAACACCGCCAGCAGCGUGAUGCAGUCGAUACGUAGGACCAGUAUGAAGACGCUGCCGCAGAAUCAGCUGUCGCCCAUGCAAAACCAAAUACCGAAUCAAGUGCCGCUGGCAAACCAGGCGUCCAUGAACCAACUGAACGCGCAGCAGACCUCGCUGACCGGUCAGAAUCCGUAUCAGUAUUCGUAUCAGCAGCAGAGCGUACUGUCGAAUCCGACGAGCCAGUACCCGAACAGCAUACCGAAUCAGUACCAGCCGAAACAGUACAGCCAGCAGCAGCAUCCGCAGUUUGGCCAGAACAAUCCGUAUCAGUCGCAGUAUCAGUCGGCCAAUCCAUCUCAGGUUGAGCACUAUCCCGAUUAUCAACAGCAACAACAGCAACAGCAGCAACCGAUCGGGUCGCACGACUUCCAAAAUUUGCAGGCUUAUCCCAAUCAGCAGACGAUAAUACCCAAUCAAUAUGGGCCUGGUCAAAUGAAUCAGUACAAUUCGCAAUCGAUGUACGCGCAACAAACGCACCCGUCGCAGCAAUACCAGUCUGACAUCAUGGAUGCGGCGAGGCCGCCGAGUUCCACGAGUUUACGAAGAAAUAGUAGAGUCCUGAGUCCUCAGGAUCGACCUGGCACCAUUGGCCAAACGCUAAACGAUAGGCUCGAUCACUACAAGAGGCCGCCUAGCCGCGACAGUUCCGAGGAUCGUUAUGCCAGAGCGCAUUCCCGAUUGACUGGAUCGAGACAACCAUCCGUCGACAAAACCAUACCGAACCCACCUUCGGAUAUGCUCGACAGAUCGACGAGGGCCCCAAGCGCGAUACGAGGGGGGACGCCGCUGAACGGCUCCGUGAUAGGUAGCGGUGCCGCGACGCCGACGUACGCCGCGCCGACUCCCAGCCAGUUCGAGGGAGCUCUCCUGAAAAACCGUGGCCUUGGACAGGACAUUCUACCGAGUCCUGGGCAGCCUAAGCGCACCGAGAGCCUCUACGUAGCUCGCGGACCGUCCGGCGGUGGUGGCGGUGGUGGCGGCGGCGGCGGCGGCGGUGGCAUUGUGCCGAAGGAAGCAAGCCGGACGGUCCCCGCCUUCGCCGCAACGUCAAAGGGCCGCGCAACCCUAUGAGUAUAAGUAUAUAAAAUAUAAUGUAACAGAGCGAUGUGUUACGCGAUAGCGCAGUUUGGCAAGGAAGCGCAGCUUUCGAGAUACUCGCGCCGCAUCUCCGGUCGAAUCGAGAAGGGAAGGGGGAGAAGAAAUCGCAGCCGUUCCGGUCACCAUUUCCGCCCAACUCACUCCCCUGCGUUUGAAUAGUUCAGAGCGAAUUAAGUUCCGAUAUAGGAGGAGAGGGGGAGGCGCAUUGACGAUAUUUUUCUAUGAAUUUACGGGUCUCUGCAUCGCGCCCGAUGUUACCUUAAACUGGCAAAGAUAGUUCAUUACUGGCUGGAUUUUCGCGGUUCGCGCACGCAGUACGUUGCACUUGAUACUUGGGUGCAGGUUUCCAGGGUGGGGCCUUAUACGCGAAUACGCGGAGAAUUUUCUAAUAGUAACGAUAACAUUUUUCGUGAGAAAUUUUUUGGUGCUACGUUGUGGGACGUAACGUCUGACGGGAAGGGGAUGGGGGGGGAAGACUUACUUGUACCUGGUGUAGAUCACGCUAUUAGCUGUUAAACCGACGCCGCGAACAAUAAAGACGCUCAUAUAAUAGAGUCGAAGGAAGCGCAUACGAAAUGGACAGUGCGUAUUUAUGGGAGACUUAUUUUUCUAUGUGAAAACACUGGUUGGCCUAAGCCGGGUGAACACGUGAUUUGUUCACUCGCGCGAACAAUCGUUAUGCAGUUGUCGUCGGCACUCGAUCGUCAGCGUUGAUCCUGGAAUAAAUCCGCACCGAAAAAGAAAGCUUGGUCAGAGAAUAAUCGAGCCUUCGUGAAAUAACUUCAACCAAAUGUUCAAUUGAUGUAACUAUGAUGUAAUAAAUAUUAUACCAAGCAAUGAUUAAAUAUCACUAAAUAUUUGAUUAUAUUAACCGAACAUUUAGUUGAAAUUAUUUCACCAAAGCCUAUUAUCACCUAGAUUAUUAUUACCAAUUGUUAUCAAGCUGUUUUCUUCAAUGCGCGAUUGCGUGUUAACGGUAGGCGUUUGGCAAUAGCGCGACUAAUGUAAAUGCCUCGUUAUUGCGCAAUGAGUUUCAGAGUGCAGGAAGACGGUAUGGGCCGUUUAAUUCGUCGCGACGGACAUCGCUGAUAAAAAGAGCGAAUUCAUUUCCAGGAUUAAGUGAACGACGAUGAGAAGCCGUAGCCGACGAGAACGAGGUGGAGAGAGCUUAAAAGAUUUCCGAGGUAUCUUAGAUCGUGUUUUCGUGUCUCGGUCGCGAAAGAGGAUCGCUCCCGUCGUUAGGAAACGCUAUUGGGAAACGGAAUUGUGAUGCUAGAGCGAUCUCUGGAUUUCGCAAACCGCGCGCUUGAAAACGUGGAUUGGCAGCGGCACGACAACGUCGCCUCGUUGUAUAUCAAUUCGAGAGAUACGAUCUCUAUUGCGCUUAUUGGGUAACAUGCGAGAUUUCGUCGACGGACCAGUUCAACGAACAAUAAAUGUAACACUACAUCUACUACAGUUCCUUUCAGCGAAGAGAGUGAAGAAGCAACCUGAAUGCCCUCCGAUUUAUUCUUUAUCCGCUCGGUACACACUCUCUAUUAUAGUUAAAUAAGAUUAUUAAAUCGCGCAGGAGGAGAACGCGAGAGUAUAAUACGUACUUACGAGCAUAAACGGACAUGUCUGUGUAUAUGUACGAUGUGUGUAUAUGUAUAUGUAUAGUUAUUUGCACAUAGAAACCGACCACACAUGCUAAAUCGGAGCGAUAUUGCGAGUUGGCUCGCCACUUUGUAGAGCGGCUGAAAAAGCGGAACGAAUCCUCGUUCGCAAUUCUUCUACAUUUACAUGUGACAUUCCGUUUCUUUUUUUUUUGGACUCUUCUUUUUUUCUCUUCUUGUUUGCAAACAGCCACUCGAACCGAGCAUUAGGCAAUCUACGUUAAUUGCAUGCGCAUACAUUUUAUAUAUAUAUAUAUAUAUAUAUAUACGAAUGUAAACACAUGCGCGCGGAGCUGAGCUGAAGCCAGCGCGCGUUUAUCGCAUCCACAUUAACUCGAUCUAAUUAACGGGCCUCGGAAGGUAAGCCUUAGCGCGCGGCGUGGAGGCGGGGACCAUGUUUUUCUCUUCCAUUCUAUUUUAACCCUCUUUAACCAUAUUUUAAGCUUCUUUCGACUUCCCUUCUCUUCUGAGCCCUCUCGCUCUAAGCCACCUCUCCUUAGAUUACUCUCGCCUAGGUUACUCGAGCGAUCGAUACCGCUUUAGUUCAAUUUUACCAUGUUGUGUUCACAACCUGAAUGCUCUUAUCAUUUGACUUAUCAAAUAGUACUGUUACAUUACAGAGAGAAACAGAGAGAUAGAGAGAGAGAGAGAGAGAGAGAGAGAAAGAGAGAGAGGGAGACUGCUAAUUUUUUAUUAUUACGCGCCGUGAUCGCAAACGUACAAGCUAACGUAAGAUGAGACUCGCUUAUCCACCUCCAUGCCGCUUUUUUUCCCUGUUUUCUGGUUGGAGUCCGUUGUUUUUCUAACGCAUGCUUGUCGUGAAUUCGAAUCUACUUAUUUGGUGGCCACGCAGUGGGGAUGAAAUGUAAAUCUACCUGGACAAAAUUCCAAUUUAGAUUUAGAAAAUGAUCAUCAACUGAAUUUUAUUAUAAUUUGUAGUACGAGUUACUUUGUUACAACGUGCCGUGCUUAAUAACGAAACAGAUUUUUUAAUACAAAACACAAACACACAGAAAUAAAUUAUAUAUCAUUUUAUUUCAAUAUCAGGCGAUGUGUUAUCUUCCAAAUUAAAAAGCUCCUCCAAUGUUGCAAAAAAUAGCAUCGCUACUGUGUUCGAACAUACUACAAAAAAUUCAAUUAUAUGGCAUGAUUUUUUUUUAGUUGAACUUUUACUCUAUAAUACUAGAUACAUAUAUAAUUAUACAGUAAAAUAUUGUUAAAAUUUAUUUACAGAAGCAUGUUUUUAUGCAACAAUGCAAUGUUUUUCAAUAAACAUUUUUGUAAAUCAAUUGUGGGUAUAAUGGCAAUAUUAAAACGUUUUUACCUGUUUUAUUAUGAUAGAAUCUGCAUUAUACAAAGUAUAACUUUGCCAUAUUGUUUGAUUUAUAAAAAAAUGUUAAUUUUUCAAGUUUUGUCCAGCUAGAUUCGUCCCAUUGUGCGCCGUGUGCAGGGAACUUGUUAAAAUGAAAGUAAAUCACGGAGGAGAGAGAUGUUCGAUACGAACGAGCCUUAAGCACGCAGGAGCCUAAUUACAUCUACGAUGUUGUUAGUCGUCAUUGCCGAUAUAUACAUAUAUAUACGUACGUUAUAUUGUAGUACAUUACUUGUUUCACGCACGUCGCGCACGCAUAUGAAUCAUCAAGUGUAGAACAAUUUGCCGCCCACUGUUAACGCGGAGGAAAAGAUAUGUACGUGCGAAGAAGUGCGAAAGCCUAUUUUAUAUACUGAGAGAAAAUGAAACGCUCGAGAGGAAAGGGAGAACUGAGAACGCGAGUUUUACGAUCGCCUGUGUUUGAACUUUGAAAUGUAUUUAUACGCCAACGAUUCUUUGUACAGGAAAACGUCCAGGUUACAUAUUGAGUAUGUUCCGUGUAAAUAGGGCUUAAUACGCGAUUUAUGAGCAGAUAACAGGGCGAAAUUGUGUACGAUAGUAAGAUUAAGAGCGGACGGAAGAUCUUUAAUGAUCGCUUUUGCCAACGAUACCUGUGAGCCUAAUUCUUAAACGGUCUAAUGUAUAAUCGGAAUUCUAAUCUAAUAGAAAUUAUAUAAUGAGGAUCGCACAAACAAGGUAUUACUAUUUGAGAUUUUUAAUUAAACUGCGAAGGAAUACUCGCUAUAUUUUCAUACAGGUCCGACUUAACGGUAUGUAAUAUAUCUGCGUUAACACCUUAAGUCACAAAUCAUGGUUUUGACAAUAACGAAGGUUGCACGCAGAAAAAGAAAGAGGUGAGGGAAGAGCUUACGAUUUGUGCCGGUUCGCAUGCAAUGUACAAUACAAUAAAAUGCAACAACGCGCGACUGCAACUCCAAAUGCAACAUUCCCAAAGCAAACAAACUUGAAUUCUGACUUAAGUCGUUAAUCUACCCAUGUGUUCACACAAGUUACUCGCUUAUGACGAAUUUUGAGCUAUUGAGCGACUAGUCCGGGGAAGGAGGUGGCGCGAGAAGAGGCAUCGACAUUCCGUCAACGUUGAAAAUAGUACCUUUCUUAAUCUCGCACUCAAGUGCCAACCUAGCGAAAAACGUUGUUCCGUUUGACCUUACGAGAGCUUUUCUAGAACUAAUUCAACGAGUCAGAUAUUAAUCACGAUUUCUUAUUUAUAGCGUGACGCACAAUUAUUUGUAGACACGUAGCCGUAUAGAUUGUAGACGAUCAGGCGAGGAUCGAAAAUAGAAUAGCGUACAUAAUCGCUAAAUUGUCCAGAUUACAUUCCGAAGAGAAAGAAAGGGAGAAAGUCUUAAUGUAUACUAGAAACUGUACUGUUUUCCGUUCACCAAACAACGACAUUGCAAAUGUUGAUUCGAUGUACUGAAUGUAUUUAUGUAUACCAUGUAUAAGCUGUUGCUGAUGACAGAUUAAAGAGCAUCGCGUAAAUUGGAUCUCUCAUUGCCUUUACUAUCUGUUAUUAUUAUUAUUUUUUUUUUUUUUUUUUUUUUACAGAAGCUAUAUAAUAAGUAUUAAUCACUUUGCUGAGAAAAAAGUCGUGAUAUCGAGUAGAAGUAUUAGAAAACAAUUGAGUGCGUGCACGUUCCACAUAAUAAGAUGCUAAUGUUCUAAGAUCCAAUGGCGCAAUCGUAAUAUUCAAACGAGCUCUAUGGAAAUUGCGGACAAUCAAAGAUUCGCGAAAAAAAAAUUGCAAACAAUGAACGUGCCACGCGAUUGUAUGCAAUUCGUGAACGAGGCGGCGGAAAUUCCGGUUUAAAUAUUAAUCUCCUCAUUAUCAUUUCUUACAAUUUGUCAAGCUUCAUUUGAAGCACAGCCGUGUCAUCGCAGAGACCUGCAAAAGCAUCGCGGAAAGUUCCGAAAGUUACGAAAGAAAGAAAGAAAUACUAACGGUUUCCCUUUUCGCAGACAGGUCGCCUGAUUACUCGCCAUUGUUUAUCGUUACGCGUUAAUCCAAUAUAGCGUGGCAGUAAAUUGGCGUCGAUAUGAAUGUAAUUGCUACCAUAAAAAAAUAUUACAGCAUUUGGCGUCACGCGUUAAUUGAUCCGGAUUAAACAAUGGAUUCGAUAAGGGGACUGCCUCGAGAUAAUCGCGCCAUUAGCGAGGCAAAUUAAAGCGUUGCACCAUGCCGGUGCGAAUUACUUCGCCGGUAGUUACGACUGCUAACGGUAGUAACGACUUGAGCUGCCGCAACAGCGCCGCGGGGGCUGCGCAACGCGAUAAACGACAGACAAAGAAAUUGCAGGCAAAUAAGUGGGACGGACGUUUUCUUGGCGCGCGCGAAAAUCCCCAAAAUCCUCCGUCGUAUAUAUUCGCAUGCCAAACGUAUGAGUCAGAUGAUUUGAGACUGCAGACGCGCGCGCAUACACGCACACACACGUGGACUUGAUUUGCGUAAGACUGUCUCGCACGCAGGGGUACGAUAAACUUUGUAAUUUCGAGUUUGUUGCUUUUCCUCCCCCCCCCCCCUAACGUUUUUUUAAUGUUUCAAAUUUUUCAAUAACUUUGGUCACUUCGAAAAGAGAUUGAGGAAGAGAGAGAGAGAGAGAGAGAGAGAGGAGACUCGUGAAGCGAGAAAUUUCGGAGAGAAAUUCCCAAAGUUAAUUCGCGAACGUCAGCGAAGCAAAAGGACCGGAUUUCUCGAGAUUCGGGCGAAAUCUUUUCGCGUCCGCUGUCGUAAAUCAGUCCCGUAAAUCGCAGAGCUACGGGAGAAUCGACAUGCUUCUGGCAGCGUCCCGAGCGCAGAUCUCCUCCACGGCUGGCGUCGCGACGCUCCGCCGGCAGAGUUAUUUCGAAGAUAGUGGGGCAUCGCUCUAUUUUCGGUCGUGCUGGCCAGGGCCGUUCAGUCUGCGGCCCGGCUUCCUUACCGGGAGGCCGCGAAUCCGUAAUUCACACUUCGAUUCGCCCCCUUUCGCGCCCCGGAAAUCGACUGAUCGAA